This is a messenger RNA of Trichomonas vaginalis G3, 2880 nucleotides long. Its product is annotated as armadillo (ARM) repeat-containing protein family. Gene Ontology annotation, biological process: intracellular protein transport. Gene Ontology annotation, molecular function: small GTPase binding. The coding region runs from base 1 to 2880 and encodes 959 amino acids. NCBI's taxonomy places the organism in Eukaryota, Parabasalia, Trichomonadida, Trichomonadidae. The transcript has a single exon. The record is from RefSeq and is a predicted model, not a curated record.
AUGGAACGCGAACAACAACUUCAAUAUUAUAUUAGCGAGAGUGUCAAGCAAACACAAAUUUCGGUUAAAGAGGCUGAAGAUACAAUUCUCAGUAUGGAGCAGCAACCAGAUAUUGCAGCAGUCUAUUGCAACAUCCUAAAUUCGAUUCAAGAUGAUGCUCAAAACGAAAUUGCUGUCAAUUUCAACAGAUAUAUUCGCAACAAUUGGCUAACUAUGCCAGAAGAAGUACAAGAAAUCGUUAAACAAGCAUUAAUUGAAAUUGUCCAAAAAUGUGAUUCAUAUAAAACUCUUACAAAUCUCGCAGAAGCAGUCGCAACUAUAUUUAAAGCAAGUAUAUUAUGGACUCCUGCCAUUCACAUGGUAGUUUACUUCCAUCAAAAAAAGAAUCCAGAAUGCGCUUUACUUUUCUUAAGCAAAAUCAUACCACUCGUCGAAGGUGGCACCGUUCAUGAACUGUGGACUGGAUUUCGUGCCAUUGCCAUGACAAGUCUUGCUUCAGAGAAAAAUAGUGUUAAAUUUAUGGCUUUUGAAGUAUUUUUCGUUAUUUACAGUAUUGAAGAAUCAUUCGACAUACUUAUACCAGUAAUUGAAACAGUUACAGGCAUGCUCGAACAGUACAAAUCCCUUUCAGAACAAGAUUUCGACAAAUUAUGGUCAUAUAUCCGUAAAAUCCUCAAAAUAAAGCAACUUAAUGAAGAUAUAAUAUUACACUUCCUACAGGCAGCAGCUACACAAGUCGAAGACUCUUCAAUUAAGUCAAUCCACAGAUCCAAUAUUAUAUCAUCAAUUAUUCCUGUAAUUCCUCAACUUGACGAGAAUAUUAUGUCACAGUUCAUCAAUGCAAGUGUUCUUCUCGCAGUCACAUACAUCCAAGAGGUCGGAGAACAGCCAAAAGAGAUGAUGAUUUUCAUCGACCAAACUUUACAAAUUCGUGUUGAAAUUUCUGCUCCUAUUGUUUACCAAAACUUCCAGGAGAUGUUCGGAAGUGAAGAUCUUGAACAGACAAUUGUUGCCGUCAACAUUUUGUCGUCUUUAAUUGAAUACGCUGGCUCAACUCUUGAAGAUGAUUUAGAAACCGUCAAAACCGCCAUUUUACAAGCAUUGAAUUCCGAAGAUUUGAUGUUAAUUGAAGCCUCAUUAAGAUGUCUUGAAGUCUUCAACGAAUCCACGGCAAAUGUUGCUUCUUUGGCUAGAGAAUUCAUUCCUAUUGUUGUAAAUUAUUUAGUAUCAGAAGACAGCGACAUCAGAGUCAUUGCAUACAACAGCAUGAUGUCUUUGUGUCCUCUCUGUGAAUCUAGUAUUCCUGACUUACUAAAUACACUCUGGAAGAUGCAGGAAGAAGGAACAGUUCACGAAGAAGAUAUAGAAAAUUAUAUUUUAUUGUUAGCUUUGGUUAUCGAAAUGGAAGACUUAAAUGAUCAAAUGGUUGAUACAAUUUUGCAAUUCGCUAUUCAGAAUCUCGCAGAUGAUAAAGAACCAACAUUAAAAGCUGUAACUUUAACAAUAAUUGGUACUUUAAUUGAAUACGACGAUCAAAUUCCUCAGAAAAUUUCAAAUUUGGCAGAAAUUAUUAAUGAAUUAUUCCAUUACGAUAACCAAGAUGUUGUUACGCAUGUACUUGCAUUUUUGAGGAAUAUAUCUGUUGCUCUUCGUGGAGAAUCAUUAGUUUACGUUCAACCAUUCAUUGAAGAAAUUUCUAAAUUAAUUUCUUCGCCUGGAGAUCCAAGAGUUUUCUCUUCCGCUUUGGAGACGGCGUCUGCAAUUAUAAGAAGAACGAAAGACAUGACACUUCUUGAUGCAGUUUGCAGUGCUUUGAACAUGUUGUUUAGAUCAGAUGAAGUGGAAUUAAUGAAAGACGCUUGUACACAAAUUCCACAGAUUUCUUUUGCAAUUUCUGAGCCAAAUGAAACGAACAAACAAAGAUCUGAGUUCUUCUUAGUACAAUUAAUAAGAAUUGUCAAUGAAGAAAUAGAUGUUGACUUAUUAGAAGUUGCCGUUGAAGCAUUGACUUAUUUGUUGAAGUUCUGCACAAAUCAUGACCCAGAAAACUUCAUCAAUAGUUCUGUCAGUUUGUUGCAAUCAAUAAUUGAUGGAGACACAGCUUUCGGAGCUGGAGAAUCUCCAAUAGAAACAGUUGUUCAACCUGAACUCGCUCAAUAUUUCAUUGAAUUCUUUUUCGCUGUUCUUCAACUGCAAGAACAAGUUAACCUUGAUAUUUUACAGUUCUGUUUGACAUGGAUGCAACAAAAUACAGUUGCAAUUGAUCCUGUUAUUGGUGAAUUAUCGGAAUUGAUUGUAAAAAGAGAAAUUGAUGAAAAAUUUGUGUCAGAAAUUUUGGAAUUUUGCAAAUCAUUGAGUGAUACAACGAAUGCAAGAAUCCAACAGCAUGUAAUUACAUUGUUAUCAAGAGUUACACGUGUUUAUCCUAACUCUUUGGCUUUGUGCAUGGAAUUUGUUCCGAUUGCAGAUAAAUGGUAUAAAAACGAGAAAGGAAAAGAUGGUUUUGGUGAUGUUAUUUCGAAUAUUGCAAGUUUCUAUUUGUGUUUGGAUGUUAAUGAUGAAUAUUUGAUUGAAAGUUUGUCUUUAUUCCCUCCUUCUGAUAUAAAGGAAUCUAAGUUUAUGUCGGAGUCAUUAUUAAACAGAUUAAAUCAGAAUCAGAACCAAGAAGUUGCAACACAAAUGGCUUUGGCUAUUGCAAGAUUGAUUACAGAACCAUUGGCUAUAUCUGCAAAAAGAAAAGUAUCUGGAGAUGUUCUCAAUGGACUUCAGCAGUUCCUCGCUUCUUUCAUGAGAUCUUCUCAGGAAUCUGCGCAAUUCAUUCUUCAGCACUUUGAAGAUUCACAGAAGAAAUUAGAAAUUCUUCACAACUUAAUAGAGUAA